This is a messenger RNA of Epinephelus moara (kelp grouper), 6975 nucleotides long. RefSeq names its product chloride intracellular channel protein 4. The record is from RefSeq and is a predicted model, not a curated record. NCBI's taxonomy places the organism in Eukaryota, Metazoa, Chordata, Actinopteri, Perciformes, Serranidae. The transcript is spliced from 6 exons. Bases 598 to 3810 code for a protein of 1070 amino acids.
CAAAGAGUAAGAAGAGUGUGUACCUGCAAACCCUAGACCUGUACACCUUAACAAUAUACGUUGUCUUAUGUUCCGUGGAGGUGAAUCUCAGAAUCUGGAUUUUCUUUCCUUUGCCUGGAAAUUUGGAACUUUCUGGGAAUCUUACAGGACUUUAACGAUCUUCAAGGCUCUGGAAACACUCUGAGAUCCAUCUCGGAAGCACUUUGAAAACCUGGACGCAUCUGGAAAUCGUUCUUCACAGCAGAACUUGGAAGCUAUUACAGGAUUUGAGUCCUUUUGUGACCUGUGUGACACUUUUUACAUACUCCUAGUCCCUUGCCUUGGAACAUCAGAGACACCUGAUUGUUUUUGAAUACUUUCUGGAAUACUAGGUUCAUUGAACAAUCUUUGGAAGCCUGGCGUUAUCAGAAGCACACUGAGAUUUACUUUUUGACCUAACCUGUAAACUGGAACCAUUCUGCAAUCUAAGUCUUUGUACUUCUAAAAUCUAUCUUUGGCUGUUUCUGGAAUUUUGGACACAAACCACAAACUUGACAUCUUUUAGAACUGCACACUGAUUCCUGAGUAAGUCCCCCAUCAUUCCCUCAAACUUUCCCAAUGGCUCAGUCAGGCUCUUGCCCAAACUCAGACCUGUCAAAUGGCGCCGUUGUCCAUAGCCCGCUAGGUAUUUGUUCAGACCCAGAUACCCAGAGAGGAAGAGAGGACGAGGAAGGAGAAGAGGAAGAUGAGGAGGUGGAACUAGCUGAGGAAGUAGGGGAGGAUGUUUUGAUGAUGGCUGAAGCAGAAGAGGGGGAAGUCAAAGGAGAGAGCACAGAGCAGAGUGAAAGGGAGGAAGUGGGGAUUAUCCAAGUGGCCCUGUUACAAAAUGGAGUAAUACAAGAGGGGGAGGAAGGAGGUGAAAGACUGGAGGAAAACUCUGAGGAAGGAGUAGAACUGGGGGAUGAAGAGUAUGACAUGAUAGAACAGACAAGAGAGACAGACGGUGAGGGCAAGGGAGAGCAAGAGUCAAAAGACACAACGGCAGCAUUGAUAGAGGAUAAGAAAGGUCAAGAGCAGAUAUUAGACAGCAAUGAAGAAAAUGAAGACAGCAGGGAAGGUGAAGAAAUUAAACAAGAGGCAGUGACAGCAAGUUCAGCAACCGAGCUCACAGAGGAUGAGACCAGUGACAAAGACAAUGGGUUAGUAAAGGUGGUGUCCAGUUGUGAUGAUGGAGAGCAUGUUCAGGAUUCUCUGGCAGAAGAGGCAGGAGAGGAUACACAGGUGUCUACAGAAGACGCAGACAAAGCAGAGGUUGUUACUCUACCCAUUAAUGUUGAGGUAACAGAUCCAACAAUAGAUGUGACCCCUGUUGCCAUUUGGACGAAAGAACAAGCCAACAAUCAAGAUGAUCUAUACCAAACCUCAGCUGUUGGCAACAGUACCAUAACCUUUGAUGCAACUGACACAAUCAAAGCGGUGGCCAAUCAAACCGAUCAAUUAACCAGCGAGAAGGGAGAGGAAAUGAAAAACACUGAUGAGAAGGACAACUCACAACCCAGCAAACAGGAAGUUGAGUCUGUUAAUAAUAACAUCACAUGGCAACAGAAGGAUGUCAUAGAGGCAAAGGCUGAGGCUGAGGGAAGCACAGAGUUUGUGGAAGACUCAAUGUCCACCUCUGAUAAUGUUCAAGACAUAGAGGGUGAAGCAAAACAGAAUGGUGAGACACCACACUUUGCCUUUGAAGCCUCUGAGGAACAGUUACAAACAGAAGUAGGGAUUGAGGAAACGCGGGUGGUAGGGAUCAACCAGAAGGAGCAAGAGGAAAAAUCAGUCCGACAGGUUGAGGUUAAUACUCUAUCAUUGAUGGGUGGGGGAGGACAGAGUGCGGAGGAGGAUGGGAAGACAGGCGAUAACGUUAUUAGAGAGUCAGUAGGUGAGGAAGAGCACAGACAAUCAGGAGAUCUAGAAAUGCGAGAGAAUAUUGUUCAAGUUACAAACCAGGCUAAGGUAGAUCUCCAAGAACCUGUACAGCAGUGUGUGGAGGAGGUACUUUUAGACACACAAAAAGAUUUGGACCAGGUGGAGGAGGCCUUUGAACUGGAGGAAGGGGGUGAAGUUGAACCUAAUCAGUCAGUAGGUGAGGGGACAUCAGAGGAGAAUGAGUCCACAACAGAGGAGGGUAGUGACUUGCAAGAACAUCUUUCACAGAUGCUCAAAGAAGUAGGAACAGAUUGGGGAGAAAAACUGAGAGAGCAGGUCCUUGUAGAAGAUCAGAAGGGAGGAGGAGCAGAAGAAGAAGAAGAAGAAGCAAUGGAGGGCGAGGUAGAGAUGGCAGAAGAGCCUGUGACUGUUUUAGAUGAUGAGAUUGAAGAGGUAGAGGAGAGCCAGAGGAGAGAACUUGAAGAACAAAAGCCUGCCGCCAUUACAGCCCCCUGUGAAACCAACAUAGCUGAGACAAAGGAUGGAGAGCAUCAAGAACUGCAAGAACAGAAGCUUGAACUGGGUAAGGAGAAUAAGGAACAGAAAAAUGAAAAAGGAGAGGUAGAGAGGGACGAGAAGCCAAAAGAUGACAACAGAGAGGUAGAGUUGGAUAUCAAUGGAAGAGUUAAAGGACUGAAGCAAGCAAUGGAGAAUGGAAUUUUGAGUCCUGAACCACAGCCACUCAGGAAAGAAGAAUGGGGGACGACAAGAGUGCUGUCACCCAGGAGAAAAGAUAAUGACUGGAUUAAAAAAGUUCAAUGCGAGGAAGAGGGAGAACCACAAAUGAAAGACUGGAGGAAAGAACUGAAGCCUGUGAAAAAAGACAUCUGGGAACCCGAGAGGGGACGAAAAGAAUGGCCGAAGAGGGAAACAUCACCAGAGGAGAAAAGUCCUCCAAAGAAGGAGGAUUGGAUAAAAGAGCUGAAGUCAGUGAUCAAAAAUGAAUCCUUGCCCAAAAAGAGGGAUGAGCAGGUGAAGAAAAAGCGGGUGGUGCUGUUGGAGGAUGGCCAUUCAUACAUCCCCCAGCGGGAAGAGAUGAUUGAGGAGAGAAAAGAGGAGGUGAAACUGAUCUCCCAUAGGAGGGUGGGGAGCCCUUUGCCUCCUGGGCACAGGAACAGAGCAACACCCCAAGACCAGGACUACGAGAUCUCACUUUAUGUCAAGGCAGGGAGUGAUGGCGAGAGCAUUGGUAACUGUCCAUUCUCUCAGAGGCUCUUUAUGAUCCUGUGGCUUAAAGGAGUCAUCUUCAACGUCACCACUGUUGACCUCAAAAGGAAGCCAGCGGACCUGCAGGACCUCGCUCCAGGAACCAACCCUCCUUUUGUGAUGUUUAACGGCGAGGUCAAGGUUGAUGUCAACAAGAUCGAGGAGUUCCUGGAGGAGAAACUGAUCCCACCACGCUACCCCAGACUGGCUCCCAGAAACCGUGAAGCCAACACGGCGGGCAUUGAUGUGUUCGCCAAGUUCUCAGCUUACAUCAAGAACCCAAGGAAAGACACCAAUGAUGCCUUAGAGAAAGCCUUGCUGAAGUCUCUCCGGCGUCUCGAUGACUUCCUGAGGACUCCCCUGCCUGAGGAGAUCGAUGCAGACGCCUCAGGAGACCUGCCUGAGUCCUCCAGGAGCUUUCUAGAUGGAUCCGAGCUCACCCUGGCUGACUGCAACCUGCUGCCUAAACUACACAUUCUUAAGGUCGUCGCCAAGAAAUACAGAGGCUUUGAGAUCCCGGCGGAGAUGACGGGGGUGUGGAGGUAUUUAAACAGCGCCUAUCAGAAGGAGGAGUUCACCAGCACCUGCCCCGCUGAGAGGGAGAUCCACUUUGCCUAUCUGGAUGUCGUGAAGCAAAUAAAAUAAAAUGAAGAGGAAAGACGUCAAACAGAGAGGAGCAAAGUGACUUUAGUAAACUGUGGAGAGAUGUAUCAGGCGUAUCUGUAGGAGGUACAAGUAGUUGUGGGACAUAGUUAAAAAAGGAAACACGACAAAUGAAGAAUAAGAGCUUCAGGUUAUAGACUAGGCCCAUCCAAACUGAUAGGCUACUAAAACUCCAGUGUGUGUGUCUACAAUGUGUGCAUGUGUGUGUGUGUGUGUGCUCUCACGGGUUGGGUUGCACAGUCUACUGUAUCUUUAUGCUAAUCAUUUUACAAAUAAUCACAACCAGUAAUUGUUGUAAUCUUGUAGAACUUGUGUAGGUUUUCACUUUUCAGACAAUGGCAGGGCCAAGUUCACUGCAAAGAUGAAAUCAGCAGCACAGUGAACAAGCCUCACGCUUCAGUAUCACUGCAUUAGGAACCGUUCAGUCGGUGUUUAGCUAAUAUUAUGUCGUCUAAUGAUUAGGUCUUGGUUAACACUUGUUUUUUCCAUUUGAUUUUAUCAUAUUAAUAACUCAGGUGAGGAAUGACAGAACAUUAUAAACACUGUACCAUCAUGAGGGCGUGCACAAAAGAACGGUUUGACAUUUUGGGAAAUGCACUCAUUUGCAUUCUUGCCACGAGUAAAGCCUAGUUCACAUUACACAAUUUUCAUCCUAAUUUUGCGUCGCGGAGACUAUCGUAAUCUUUUGAGUGUUCAUAUCAGGUGACGUGUGUUUCUGUCAGUGGGAGUCUCACCAACUGCGUUACGACCUGUGUGUGCAAAAUUUCUCCACCGAGCCCUCGCCGACAGAGCCCCAGAUAACGCGGUGACGUCACCAAACUUGGAGACGACACAUUGUAAAGGCAUAGAUAUUCUUUAUUAUCCUGGGUCCAAACACACCGCGCUCCCCGUGAUCCUAUGGAUGCUGCCAUUAUUAUUGUUGCUUGCCAGCUUGUCAGUGUUGCCAGAUCUUGGAAGAGAAACAAGCAACCAGAGAUAUGGAAACAAGCCCAAAAGAAGCAACGCUCAUGCGUUUAAAUAACUUAUUAGACAGAUAUAUAUAGAGGAAGGUGACGUUUAGAGAGCAAGCCCAAAUAAGCAACUCCACUUUAGAAACAAGCCCAAAGUCGCGGCUAAUAAGCGGACCUGGCAACCCUGCGGCUUGUCCUCCUCACAUUUCCUCCGUCCUCCUGCGUGCUGACGUGGGACGUAUCCCGCCUCUCAUUGGCUGAUGCUCUUUAUCAGUCGUGUCAGACUUCUCCAGUUUUCUAGCAUGCCAGGUAUCUGGUCUGUUACAAGACACCUAACAUUAUGCCUGACUCGCUACCUGACACUCCUAACGCUGGUAACUGUAACCUUUAACUAAGCUUCGUUAUUUCCCCGUGGUGUGCAGUUGGACUUGAACGUAUGCCUCACUUACCUAAUGUGUGUAGAUCUCUGAGCUGUUUAGGGGGUAAAUGGGUUACUCACCCUUCAUCAGACCCGACCACUACUGUAGGCGGCCACCCCGACCCGACGCUUCGGGCGUCCCCUCCGGUCGACGGCCAGGCUGGGCCAGCACAAGCAGCGUUGUUGUGAUUUUAGUUCAUAGGGGGGGCUGAACGCGACCCCAGAUCAGGUGAGGUGUGUAGUAGCGUUCCCAGAUCGGUGGAUUUUGUCUCCGGAUUUCUGAAUGUCUGUCGGAAUCUUCUGCAGAAAUGUGGCGUGGCAGUCUGUCAGCGUCUCCAGCAGCCGGCCUCGACUCCAGUCAACCGCCGCCUUUUCAGGUGUGUGAGCUCCUAGGAAGGGGAGUUACCCAAUACACCAAGUGGAACAUCAGCCUCUCUCUGCUUCCUAACUCCACCCCUAACUGCACACCUAGGCCUCCUAAUUAUGUGCCAUAACACAGUCCCAGUCGCAGUCAAGGGGGCGACUUGCUCGUACGCUUGUUCACACAGAGGACUCGUCGGGACAGACUAUCUGCCGACUCACCUCCGACCCAAGGUGGCUCUCAAGAUCCUCUGCAACGUCAAAAUCGCAGUGAAAAUCGUGUAAUGUGAACUUGGCUUUAGAUGAGAAUAUGGAUACCACUCUGGUGUGUACACUAAAUAUGAAGCUAGAGCCAGGUGUUGGUUAGCUUAGCCUACUAGCGCGGCUCUGUCAAACAUGGCAGCGACUGAUCCGACCAAGAAAUACUGUCGUUUCAGCAUGACGGACUUCUUAAAUACAAGUUUAGUUGCCAGAGGGGCUCAAUAGCGCCUCGCAGAGCUCAAGAGCUUGAACAGGCUGGAGAAAAGAUGGGAGCUAUCUGCCGAGAUGCUCCUCGAUUUCUUCUUCAUCCUUUUUUGUUGGAGUUGGGUCGAGGGUUUUUGUGGCCCACCGACUAUUUCGUUGUCACAACCCUAGAAAGUUUGGUCAGACAUUUGGGCAGAGCCAGGCGAGCUACUUCCUCUUGUCUAUACACCAAGCUACCUGCUAGCUGUAGCUUUAUAUUCAGUGUACAGACAUUUUUCUCUCAUAGCGAAAAGUGGAUAAUCUCCCAAAAAUGACGAACCAUUCCUUGAAAUGUACCUACUUCUACCUACUACUACAUGAUGGUAUGUUGUGAAUGCAAAUCUAUGCCCUUGACCAUGAUAUCCAAUGUUUAUGUGUAAAAUGUCUGGGGUAUUAUCACCACCAAAUGUGAGGCUGAGGGACUUUAAAAAUUUUGGGGAGCACUCAAGUUUCAGAUCUGGUGUUUCCAUAUAAAGGGCCGAGGCAGCAAAACAACCAGUCACCUGGAGAUUUUAUAAUUGCCGAGGUGUAGGUUAUUUUGGUCCCAGAACUUGCCAGCUGUCUUCUAUGCAUUCCCAAAAAUGGAAGUCUGUCAUUGGCCCAGCCUCCCUUAAAGUGUUCAAUGGAUCCACUGCGUGUUGUACUCCUGCUCUGAAAGUCCAGCUAACCCUCCCACAUUGUCCAUUUGCUUCACUAAAUAUCUGUAUUCCUGGUAUUGAUGGAUGAAUCAAUGGUCAAGUGAAGUCCAACAGUUAAAGCAGUUAGGAGCCUUUUCUACUUGUACAUUUAUUGAUAGUUAAUUGUACUGAAUGUGUACUCUCUAUAUUGAUGCAAAGCAACCGUGACACCAGCCUGCUGUGUUCUGGCCUUAUAUCCUCUCCGGGGAGAAUCUUUAUUAAACUGAUUUAAUCACUA